Molecule: messenger RNA, 3538 nt
Organism: Acinonyx jubatus (cheetah)
Lineage: Eukaryota; Metazoa; Chordata; Mammalia; Carnivora; Felidae
Gene: GJA9
Product: gap junction protein alpha 9
Exons: 1
Coding region: 947-2485 (512 amino acids)
Biological process (GO): cell communication
Cellular component (GO): connexin complex
Source: RefSeq, a predicted model, not a curated record
AAAUUCCUAUAGCAAGAGCCAGAUCCGUUUCCUCUGGUUUCGUUAAAUGCUGUAUCUUAGUGAAUUGUUAAAUGAAACACGUUCAUUUUCCUUUGUGUGUAAAUGAGAUUUAAAAAUCACUGACUUUGGUUAUAAUUAAAAAAAUUUUUUAAUGUUUAUUUAUUUUUGAGAAAGAGAGAGACAAUACGAGCUAGGGAGGAGGAGAGAGAGAGAGAGGGAGAUAUAGGAUCUGAAGUGGGCUCCAGACUCUGAGUGGUCAGCACAGAGCCCGAUGCAGGGCUUGAACUCAUGAACAGUGAGAUCAUGACCUGAGCUGGAAUCAGACACUCAACUGACUCAGCCACCCAGGUGCCCUGGCUAUAAUUUUUAUAUAAUCUUAAUAAAUAGGCUUGUAAGAUCAUGUCAGUAGUUUUAGGAACCUCUUCAGAAGUUCUCAGUUUAACAAAGUAAAACAGUAAGUAAGCUUCAGCUAAUAAUAACAAGACUCCUUUCUUGUAGGGAAUCCUACAGUUCUAUUAUUAUUAUUUUUUUAAUUUUUAUUUACUUAAGUAAUCUGUACACCCAAUGUGGGGCCCGAACUCAUGACCUGCAGAUCAAGAGUCGCAUGCUGUUCUGACUGAGCCAGCCAGGCACCCCAUCUACAGUUCUGUUCUUCAUACAGAAUAUACACAACCCCUCCUCCAGGUAUCUCUUUUCCCCUUCUUUGUUGCAGUAUGAGAUCUAAACAUAAGUGACUUAAAAUUCCUGGUAUCUUAAAUAUAUUCUUCAUAAGAUUAUCACAGAUCUCUAGGAAAAAAUUAAAGCAACCAGCACACUAAAAGAGUGAUGCUUUGUUCAUGUUUUGGCCAUAGGUUUGCUUUACGAAAUAGCAUGCCCUUCAGAAUGGAAGAAUGUAUCUGCCUCGUAUUUGAUGGGGUUCAGAGCUAAGAUGGCUGACUAAAUAAACAUGGGGAACUGGAAUUUCCUUGGAGGCAUCCUGGAGGAAGUUCACAUCCACUCCACCAUAAUUGGAAAGAUCUGGCUCACUAUCCUGUUCAUAUUUCGAAUGCUUGUUCUGGGUGUAGCAGCUGAAGAUGUCUGGAACGACGAGCAGUCUGGCUUCAUCUGUAAUACAGAACAACCUGGCUGCAGAAAUGUAUGCUAUGACCAGGCCUUUCCCAUCUCCCUCAUUAGAUACUGGAUCUUGCAGGUGAUAUUUGUGUCUUCACCAUCCCUGGUCUAUAUGGGCCAUGCUUUGUACCGACUGAAAGUUCUGGAGAAAGACAGGCAGAGGAAGAAAGCUCAGCUGAGAGGGGCACUGAAGGGGGUGGAGUGUGAAAUGCCCUGGGACAGGAGGAGACUGGAGCAAGAACUUUGUCAGCUGGAACAAAGGAAACUAAGCAAAGCCCCACUCAGGGGGACCUUGCUUUGCACUUACGUGAUACACAUUUUCACUCGCUCUGUGGUAGAGGUUGGGUUCAUGAUUGGACAGUACCUUUUGUAUGGAUUUCAUUUAGAGCCUUUAUUUAAAUGCCACAGCCACCCAUGUCCAAAUAUAAUUGAUUGUUUUGUCUCAAGACCAACAGAAAAGACAAUAUUCCUGUUAUUUAUGCAGUCUAUAGCCACUGUUUCACUUUUCUUAAAUAUUCUAGAAAUUUUCCACCUAGGUUUUAAAAAGAUUAAAAGAGGGCUUUGGGGACGAUAUAAACUGAAGGAUGAGCACAAUGAAUUCUUUGUGAACAAGUCAAAACAAAAUCUUGCCAAAUAUCAGAGCACAUCUGCAAAUUCACUGAAGAGACUCUCUCCUGCACCUGAUUAUUAUUUGUUGAUGGAAAAGCAAACACACACAGCAGUGUGCCCUAGUUUAAGUUCACCUGCAUUUCAGGCAGAUCCUGACCAUCACAAUGGAAAUGAUGAGAAAUGCGUUUUGGAUGGGCAAGAAACUGUACUUUCUAAUGAGAUGUGCACACUUAGCGCAACCUGUAGUCACCUUCAACACAUCAGCUCAUGUAAUAAUGAAGACAGUCGCAAAACAUUUAGAAAAGAAGUGGGUAACCCGUUAAAGGGAAAGAAAGAAAUCGAUGGCAAAGACAGCAAAAGGAACCACUACUCUAGAGGUCAAGGUUCUAUUCCAGGUGUUGCUAUAGAUCCAGACGACCACGUGGGACAGUCGCCUCAAACAGCUUUCUCUCUGCCAGCUAACUGUGCUUGGAAACGGAGGUGGCUUAGUGCUACAUGGGGUCCCUCUACAGAAGGUGAAAAUCGGACGUCACCUCCUAAAGGAAACCUCAAGGGCCAGUUCCGAGAGGGCACAAACAGAACCCUUCCUCCUUCCCAGGGAGACUGUCUGGACAUUCCAGACACUCCUGAUUCUUUGGGACGGUUGUCCUUAGAAUCUGAUUUGAUCAGGAGCUGCAAUAAUUCUACUGCUUGCCCUCCAAAUCAUUUAGCGCUGCUGACAAACAACCUCAUCGGUAGGCGGGCUCCCACAGACCUUCAGAUCUGAACAGCUGUUGACUUCUAGACAUCCUGCAUAUUAUAUGACCCUAGCGUGGUGGUGGUGGAGCAGGCAAAACAAAUAAGGGCAGCUCUAAAGACGAGCUGUUUAGGCAGACAAUUGCAAACCUACUUCAAAAAGGAAAAACACAUUAAUUCUAAAUAGUGAUGGGGCAGUUUUAAAUUCAAGGAGGGCUACCGGAUCAGGAUUACUUUUUUCACAGGCUCCUUUCAGAAUUCGUGAAAACUGAUUCCGGGAACGUCACGUUAAGAAUCCAGGCUUAAUGGUUUGGAACUACGUUUUUCCUUGAUGGGAGCAGAGCCUUAGGAGACUAUACUGAUUCUACAUAAGUCUCCCUUUUAGUUACUAAUCUUUUAUUUCUGGACAAUGGUUAAAUUGUUUGUCCCUGGGACUUAAUUUCGUUUCCUUAUUAUAGACUGCAACCUGAUGUCUCUUGAGUAUAAUCAAAAUGUUGCUAUCUAGUAAAUAAAAUUUUAAAAAGAUUGGUGGCUUUAAAACAUCGUGAUUCAGUGUCCAGAUUGGAGUUGUAUCUCUACACUCCCUAGUCCUCUAACCUCGACACUUUACUAACUGUAGCUACCUUACAGGGAUAGUGUGAGAAUUAAAAUAAGAAACGUUGUGUUUAGUACAGUACCAGGCACACAGAAAGAGCUCAAAAGGCCUAUUAUUAGCACGUUACUGCUCACCCUCCAGAGGCCCACAUCAAGCCGGCCACAAAACAAACUGCAAAAGUAAAAGCUGGAGCCGAAACAUACGAUUCCAAGCGCUCUUCUCAAGCCACUGGAAACCCAAGGGGCGCCCUGCGUCGGUCGUGCGCACCUUUUCGGGACGAAAGCCAAGAAGCCAGCACGUAUAGGCUACCACACCUAAUAAUGAUGAGGCCCGGGUUGAGACUGGUCCGCUCCCACACCGCUGCCCAGAGAUCCCAUCCAGCUACAGUCCCAGCGCUCCCGGACUCCGCAGGCCGCGCCCCCGGGCGCCACGCCCAUCCUUGGCCCCACCUGGACACCCUCCCCGAGUUACCAAACCCUCGCCUCUCAC